UCCAUCCACAUAAGCUCUUCUCGACAAGUGUGAUUCUCCGCAAAUUCAUGGAGUCCGCAGCCGCGAAAAUCUUCUCAACUGCAUCAUCCAGACUCCUCGCCUUGGCGCAGCAGCUUCGUCUAUACAAGGCAGAAGAGAGCACCUGGAAACUGAUCUCCCGCGUUGGGUUUCAAGAAUCUACGUCUCCGGCGAAGAAAGCGGCUGUCUUGAUCUGUCUCUUCGAAGGAGACGACGGCGAUUUGCGUGUCAUCCUCACUAAGAGGUCUUCCGGAUUGUCUACUCACUCAGGAGAAGUUUCUUUGCCGGGUGGUAAAGCAGAGGAGGGUGAUAAGGAUGAUGAUGGUGUUACUGCCACCAGAGAGGCAGAGGAAGAGAUUGGAUUGCACCCUUCGCUUGUUGAUGUUGUUGCUUUCCUCGAACCUUUUCUCUCUCAGCAUUUUCUUAGAGUGACUCCUGUAGUGGGAAUAUUAUGGGAUAGAAAAGCAUUCAAUCCAACGCCAAAUCCUGCUGAAGUGGAAGCUGUGUUUGAUGCACCACUUGAAAUGUUUCUGAAGGAUGAGAACCGGAGAUCCGAGGAGAUUGAGUGGAACGGGAAAAGGCAUUUGCUUCACUUCUUUGAUUACAGUACAGGAGAUAAGGAUUACGUUAUAUGGGGUUUAACUGCUAGAAUCUUGAUAAGAGUUGCAUCUCUGGUAUAUCAACGACCACCUGCUUUCGUUGAACGGAUACCUGACUUUAAGUACCCCAGAAUGUGAAUGCAGAAUAAGCUUACUAGUUUAUAUGGAUAGCUGAAGGUGAUGAGUUCUUGCUUGGGACAUACUGUGGCAAAUUUCCAUGAAUCUUUUGGUGAGGAUUAAGAUCGUUGGAGAUGUCUCUGUUUAGUCCUUUCCCAGCACACUGCCUGCGUUAUCAAGUUGGAAAAUUAUCAAGUCAAAUCUAAAUCAUUUGACCUGAAGGCAAAGCUCGUUCUUGGAGAAUGUGGGAUCAUACAGCUUUGCAGUCGUGAGUUGUGCCUGAUAUGAUGUGGUUCGAUAUCUCAGUCAUAUGCCCUGAAAGCAAAGCUCUUUCUUGGAAAAUAUGGGAGCAUACCGCUUUGCAGUCGUGAGUGCCUGAUAUUAUAUGAUUAGUUAUCUCAUUCACAUAUCCUGAAUGCAAAGUGCAGCUAAUUCUUGGAAGUCCUUCAGCAUGUUUUGUACCAAUCAACAAAUCUGAAUUUAACAUAAAGAAGACAAUAUAAAAAAAGGAUCUGAUUCGGAUAUUGGAGAUCAACAAAUCUGAAUCAUACUAAUUCAACUGAUGCAAGAGCAAAGCCACUAGUGCAGGUGAUAGGGGUAAAGUAAUUUCUGGUUGAUUUUCUUAAUGGAAGGUGGUUUUUAAGUCCAAGGAUCUACGCCAGUUGAUCUGAUGAAAAGGAUACAAUUCAGAUCUGGUUUUCCUAAAGAACCUUUACCACGUAAUCAGCAAGUGUUCAUUCUUACAGAAACUGGCAGCAUUUGCCUUGCAGACUUGCAGUGGUGACGUGUAUCUUGUUGGAGUGGUUCAAGAAGAGUUCACUUUUGUGCAAAUCUGAAUCAUCUUUCCUGAAAGUAAAGUUCUUUCUUGGAGAAUGUGGGAGCAUACCGCUUUGGACUCGUGAGUGCCUGAUAUUAUAUGAUUAGAUAUCUCAUUCAUGUAUCCUGAAUGCAAAGAGAGAUCAUAACACUACCAAUUCUUGGCUAAAAGACAUAUAAACGUGCAGCUCAUUCUUGGAAGUCCUUCAGCAUGUUUUGUGCCAAUCAACAAAUCUGAAUUAUAACAUAAAGAAGACGGAAUAAAAAAAAAACUGAAUCGGAUAUUUGGAGAUCAGCAAAUCUGAAUCGUACUAAUUCAAUUGAUACAAGAGCAAAGCUCGUUCUUGGAGAAUGUGGGAGCAUGCCGCUAUGCAGUCAUAAGUUGUGCUUGAUAUUAUAUGAUUAGAUAUCUCAUAUCUCAGUCAUAUGCCAUGAAAGCAAAGGCUAUUCCUGCUGGAGUAUUUCAUUCUUGAUGAAUCAACACGCCGUUACUCUCAUUCUUGGAGAAACUGGCAGCAUUUGCGUAGUAGUAGUAAAGAUGUAUAUCUCGUUGGAAUUCUUCAAGAAGAGGUCGCAUGUUUGCAAAUCUAAAUGAUCUGACCUGAAAGUAAAGAUACUCUGUCUAAAAAAGUCAAUGAGGGGCAUUCCGAGAAUCAAACUCGGGACCUCUCGCACCCAAAGCGAGAAUCAUACCACUAGACCAAAUGCCCUACUGUUGAUGUAAUCCAUUGAAGAAAAAAAGUCUUGAAGUUUGAGCACACAUUGUCUUUUGUGUAUUUGCUAAAUUCUUUAAUUACUUGAGCAUUAUCGUUCUUACAUUUUUUCAUGCAGCUCGUUCUUAGAGAAUCAGGCAGCAUACUUUGUGUGGUGUCUGAUGUCUGAUGUUAUGUGUAUAGAAUAUUAUUUCAAGAAGAGCUUCGUUUAGUACAAAUUGUCAAUCAUCCGACACCAAGGGGAAGAGCAAAUCGUCGACAAAAAGCUGAAGCUGAUUUUUUAUGUAAUUCAGAACAAGCGCUGCUAAAGUAAAAGUCAAGGGGACUUUGGAGAAUCGACUCGGGACCUCUGGCAACCAAAACGGUUUCAUGUAAUUCAGUUCUUACGCUCUGCUUUUAUCUGGUUGGUUGUUAAAGCAACAUAAGCUAGUGAAUCUGAUGGUAAUGAUAUUGUUUGCAAGUCGUUCUGUAAGUUA
This is a messenger RNA of Brassica oleracea var. oleracea, 2739 nucleotides long. RefSeq names its product nudix hydrolase 22, chloroplastic. The transcript is spliced from 19 exons. Lineage: Eukaryota; Viridiplantae; Streptophyta; Magnoliopsida; Brassicales; Brassicaceae. Gene Ontology annotation, biological process: coenzyme A catabolic process. The coding region runs from base 48 to 755 and encodes 235 amino acids. Gene Ontology annotation, molecular function: acetyl-CoA hydrolase activity; coenzyme A diphosphatase activity. The record is from RefSeq and is a predicted model, not a curated record.